Molecule: messenger RNA, 420 nt
Organism: Gongylonema pulchrum
Lineage: Eukaryota; Metazoa; Nematoda; Chromadorea; Rhabditida; Gongylonematidae
Source: the annotation of a GenBank genome assembly
GUAAAUCGACGGGAAAUAAUCAAUGCAAUGAAUCGUAACACUGAAUUAAACGCUCGUUUGAAAGAUAGUGUCGUGCGAAAUCCACUGUAUUUUUCACGCAGUUAUGGCCUUUUCCUUGUUUGUUUCUCGGAUGCCGUGCCUUCAGAUAUUGGAAGUUUUUCAAAAUUUGGUUCGCCGUGCAUCUGGAAUGACGAUUAUCAUCCAUCCGAUGUAGCAUACGAAAAAUAUGACAGCUUACAAACGUAUCGUUAUUAUGCCAUGUGGGGUGCGGCAGUCUUAUAUCUCCUCGGACUUGUAGUAUUUGUUAUCUGUUCCAUAUUUGGCAUGGUUGGAUGCUGGCGGAGAAGCACCAAAAUUGUCCUCACCACUGCACUGCUAAUGCUUUUCUCAGGUUAUUUUUCACUUUUUUUUAAUGCGUAA